Melanaphis sacchari is the source of this 1434-nucleotide messenger RNA. Its product is annotated as membrane-associated progesterone receptor component 2-like. NCBI's taxonomy places the organism in Eukaryota, Metazoa, Arthropoda, Insecta, Hemiptera, Aphididae. The record is from RefSeq and is a predicted model, not a curated record. The coding region runs from base 492 to 1280 and encodes 262 amino acids. The transcript is spliced from 3 exons. Gene Ontology annotation, cellular component: endomembrane system; membrane.
GAGUCACGGAAAUAAGGCAUACAUGCAUAUUACAUUCUGUUUCACAAUAUUCUAUUCCGUUGUAGAAAAAAAAAUGAAUCCAUGAUAAUCCAUGUUCGGGACGUUAUUAUCUCGUUUAAGUAAAUAGUAGUCAGCAAUAACACUCGUCACUUUUCAAACUAUUGAAAUAUACCUACUUAUUUUAAUAUUAACUUUCAUCCGCUAAACGGCGUUCACUGUUCGUACGAAGCGACAAAACCAGUGGGAAUCGUUCGACGUUAUUAUUGUUCGCUCGCACAGUUGUAACUAUUCUCGUCACCGUGUUACGAUAGCCGGCCUAUCGUUUUUUUUUCUACUUAUGAUUAUAGUGCAGACACGCGAUAAUAAUUAAUUGUAGUGGCUAUUGCGUCAAAUUAAUUUAUUUUUUGCAGUUUUAUUUCGUGGUCCAUUUUUACGUUUCUGAAAAAUAGGGUAAUUUUAUAUUACAGUGCUUUUUCUAUUUUACUACUAUAAUGUCAACUAACGUCGGCAAUGGAGUGCCGGAUGGCGUGGAUGAAUUAUUGUACGAUGUUUACAGUGUCAGCUUCUGGCUUAAAGUGUUAUUAAAUGGCAGCCUGGUGGCCAUUAUUACAUUUCUGUUAAUGAAAAUAUUCAUGAAACGCAAUGAGCCCCAAGUCGAGGAAGAAGAAGAUGUGGUAUUGCCAAAAAUGAAAAAGAGAGAUUUUACCAUCCAAGAGCUACGUGAAUUUGACGGUACCAAAGGUGAUGGACGUAUUUUGGUAGCAAUCAAUGGCAAAGUGUUUGAUGUCACUAAAGGAAAACAUUUUUAUGGACCUGGUGGCGUUUACUCAACAUUUGGUGGACAUGAUGCUUCUCGUGGAUUAGCCACAUUUUCAGUUAGUGGUAAAGAUGAAUACGAUGACCUAAGUGAUUUGAAUUCUUUAGAGAUUGAAUCUAUGUUGGAAUGGGAAACUCAGUUUAUGGAAAAAUAUGAUUAUGUUGGGCGUCUAUUGAAACCCGGAGAAUCUCACAGUUACUAUACUGAUGAAGAAGAAACCCCUACAAACAAACUUCAUCUAGAAAAUCCAAAACAGUGUGAACCUGAAAAACCCAAAAACUAUGCUGUAGGAGAUUCCACAAAUAUUAAUGAAUUACCAAAAACUGAAACCAAAGAUAACAAUGAGGAAAUUAUAGACAGCAUCAUUGAUCCAUCUUCAGAUAGUAAUGAUGAGAAAGCCGAGGCCACUAAAUUAUUGGAUAUCCCAACCAAACAAGAUGAAACUCAUACCUUGGAAAAAUAGUACAAAUUAUUUAAAUUAAAACAUCGGUAUUUAUUUUCAACUAUGGGGAACUAUGAACGGUUACGUCUGUUACGGUGAUGGGAUUCAUUAUAUACUGUAAGGGUGUUAAAGUUUUUUGUUUUGUACUUAAUAAUAUGACUGAAAUCAACAAUUA